ACCCCUUCCCUUCGCUGCUCCCUCAGCAGCUGUGCCCCCAGCAUCUGUCUCCCGGGCGCCCUCCCCCUCACCCCCCGCCUUGCCCAGCUGAGCAGUGGAAGCAGACAGCCAGGCUGCCUAGAAGACUUAUUUGGUGGGGCUUCUGACUGAGCUGGAAACCCAGCAAAGCCUGCCCUUUCUCCCCGCUACACCCCCGACCUACGGGGCAGCCCACCCAGAUCCUCAGAUCCCUGGGUUUGGCAAAUCCUGCUGAAAGUGAGCAGUAGGAGGACUCUCCAAGGCUUCCAGCUUGCCACCUGGAAGAAGGUCACUUUCUUUUGAGCAAAGGAGAUAAUAGGAGGUACCCUGCCAGUGUUCACUGUGACGCUGGGGUGGCAUGAGCCACAGUUGCUCUGGGAGGGUUGUGGCACCUGGGGCUGGGUGGCUCGCCCUAAGCUUGCUCUGACAAAAGAGUUUUGAGUUGGUUUUUUGGAUGAGUCUGCCGAGGAAGGCAGGCUCCUGCAGGAGUCUUGGAGGGUCGGAUGCAGCGCCGGAUGAGGAUGAGGCGUGGCGGAAGAUGCGUUUGGCUCUGCAGACACUGCAUCGGGCAGCAGGGGACUCUGGGAGGCUGGUGCAGCCAGAAGGCAUGGCUCUUGACAGCCUUCUAGUAGAAUCUCUGGAAUUGUGCAUGACAGAAGAGGAAAGAAACUAACGGGUAUUGAGCACCUACUGUGUGCCAGGCCCAGGCCAGGUUCCCCCUACCACCAGCCAGUCUGUGCAGACUUGCUGCCUGCUGUGUCACCGGGAACGCAAAGGCUGGGAAGAAGGCCCUUCCCAGAACGGACUGGUGUUGCAGGGUGAGAAGCUGCCCCCUGACUUCAUGCCAAAGCUCGUCAAGAAUCUCCUAGGCGAGAUGCCUCUGUGGGUCUGCCAGAGUUGCCGAAAGAGCAUGGAGGAAGAUGAAAGGCAGACAGGUCGAGAACAUGCAGUGGCGAUCUCCUUGUCACACACAUCCUGCAAAUCACAGUCUUGUGGGGGUGAUUCUCAUUCCUCUUCGUCCUCCUCUUCGUCGUCCUCUUCCUCAUCCUCCUCCUGCCACGGGAACUCAGGGGACUGGGAUCCUAGUUCGUUCCUGUCAGCACAUAAGCUCUCGGGCCUCUGGAACUCCCCGCACUCCAGCGGGGCCCUGCCAGGUGGCUCGCUCGGGAGCCCUCCUACAAUCCCUGGUGAGGUUUUCCCCAUCUCGGAGCACCACCGGCACUCAGACCUCACUGCUCCACCUAACAGCCCCACCGGCCACCACCCCCAGCCAGCGCCGCUGAUCCCAUCUCACCCCGGAUCCUUUGGCUCACCACCCCACCCGCACCUGCUGCCCACCACCCCAGCAGUGCAUUUCCCUGCCCAGGUUUCAGAAUGCCCUGUUGCUGUGGCUGCUGCCCCCCACACCCCAGGGCCAUGUCAGAGCCCCCACCUUCCCUCCACCAGCAUGCCGCUCCUGAAGAUGCCUCCUCCAUUCUCGGGUUGCAGCCACCCAUGUAGUGGUCACUGCAGCGGGCACUGCAGCGGGCCCCUCCUCCCACCACCCAGCUCUCAGCAGCUCCCUAGCACGCACAGCAGGGACCCUGGGUGCAAGGGGCACAAGUUUACCCACAGUGGCCUGACGUGCCAGCUUCCCCAGCCAUGCGAGGCAGACGAGGGGCUGGGCGAGGAAGAGGACAGCAGCUCGGAGCGUAGCUCCUGCACCUCAUCCUCCACCCACCAGCGAGAUGGGAAGUUCUGUGACUGCUGCUACUGUGAGUUCUUCGGCCACAAUGCGCCACCCGCUGCCCCGACGAGUCGGAAUUAUACCGAGAUCCGAGAGAAGCUUCGCUCAAGGCUGACCAGGCGCAAAGAGGAGCUGCCCAUGAAGGGGGGCGCCCUGGGCGGGAUCCCUGGGGAGCCCGCCGUGGACCAUCGAGAUGUGGAUGAGCUGCUGGAAUUCAUCAACAGCACGGAGCCCAAAGUCCCCAACAGCGCCAGGGCUGCCAAGCGGGCCCGGCACAAGCUGAAAAAGAAGGAAAAGGAGAAGGCCCAGUUGGCAGCGGAAGCUCUGAAGCAAGCAAAUCGUAGUGUUUCUGGAAGCCGGGAGCUGAGGCCUGCCAGGGAGAGUCUUUUGGGGUGGCCCGACCGGGAGCUGGAUCGGGUCAACAGCUUUCUGAACAGCCGUCUACAGGAGAUCAAGAACACUGUCAAGGACUCCAUCUGUGCCAGCUUCAGUAUGUGUGAGCUCAGCGUGGACAGCAAUGGCUUCUCUAAGGAAGGGGCCACUGAGCCAAAACCUCAGAGUCUAGCCCCCUCAAACCCCAGUGGCUCCUCAGAACAAAGGCCUGACAUUAACCUUGACCUGUCCCCUUUGACUUUGGGCUCCCCUCAGAACCAUAUGUUGCAAGCUCCAGGAGAGCCAGCCCCACCAUGGGCAGAAAUGAGAAGUCCCCACCCACCAUGGACAGAAGUGAAGGGCCCCCCUCCUGGUAUCCCUGAGAAUGGGCUAGUGAGGAGGCUCAACACCGUGCCCAACCUGUCGCGGAUGAUCUGGGUCAAGACACCCAAGCCAGGUAACCCUGGCUCUGAGGAGCCAAGCAUAAAGGAGGCCCCUGGUUGCAAGCAGGAGCUGUCUGAGCCUGUGGCCUCAGGUGGGAAGCCACGGAAGGGCAGGAGACAGGGUAGUCAGGCCAAGAAGAACGAGGUGAGCCCAGCUUCCCAGCCCCCAGCCUGCCUUGAGACUCCCAGUGCCAAGGGCCAGGCCCCUAGCCCCAAGCAGCCAAGCAAGGCCCCAGAGCCUCCCAGAGUGGACAGCGGUGCUGAAGCUGGAGAAGGGAGCCAGGGGGCCCAACCAGGACCAGGCUGGGCUGACAGCCCCAAAGCUGACAAGGAGAAGGGCAGCUCCUGGCGAAACUGGCCAGGUGAAGCCAAGGCACGGCCUCUGGAGCAGGAGUCUGGACACCCCCCAGGCCCAGCAAGGCCGCAGAGCUUGCAACAGGGCAAGGGCCGCAGCCGCCGGAGCCGCAACAAGCAGGAGAAGUCCGCCGCCUCCUUGGACGAUGUGUUCCUGCCCAAGGACAUGGAUGGGGUGGAGAUGGAUGAGACUGACCGGGAGGUGGAGUACUUCAAGAGGUUCUGUCUGGAUUCUGCAAAGCAGACGCGUCAGAAAGUUGCUGUGAAUUGGACCAACUUCAGCCUCAAGAAAACCACUCCCAGCACAGCUCAGUGAGCCCCUGCCAGAACCAGCUUCUUAAGGGUGUCCUGAGACCCCAACUGCCAGCCGAAGGUCUACAGUUUUCUCCAUCACAUCCCCACCUACCUGCCCAAGACCCCACUCCCCGGGGCUCCACCAUCCUGGACCAACCAAAAGCUGAAUAGAUGCUGUUCAUGCUGGGGCCCCUCAGGACCUCUGCAGAGCCGCUUCCUGGUGCUACGCAGCCCCCACACUCAGAGCCCGGGGGCUGGGCUGGCCUGUGGGCUUGGGGGCUGAUGGUACUGCUGGCCCAACACUGCUCUUUUUGUGUUUGGUUGUUUUGUUUUUGUUUUACUUGUUUUUCAAUUCUUUACUUUUGAUACUGUGAAAAUCUUUCCUGCCGAAAGAUAAAGCAACAUUUGGACACAGAG
This is a messenger RNA of Dama dama (fallow deer), 3624 nucleotides long. RefSeq names its product family with sequence similarity 193 member B (gene FAM193B). Gene Ontology annotation, cellular component: nucleus; cytoplasm. The transcript has 11 exons. The record is from RefSeq and is a predicted model, not a curated record. NCBI's taxonomy places the organism in Eukaryota, Metazoa, Chordata, Mammalia, Artiodactyla, Cervidae. Bases 860 to 3229 code for a protein of 789 amino acids.